Molecule: messenger RNA, 1926 nt
Organism: Penicillium argentinense
Lineage: Eukaryota; Fungi; Ascomycota; Eurotiomycetes; Eurotiales; Aspergillaceae
Product: electron-transferring-flavoprotein dehydrogenase
Exons: 3
Coding region: 1-1926 (641 amino acids)
Biological process (GO): electron transport chain
Cellular component (GO): mitochondrial inner membrane
Molecular function (GO): iron-sulfur cluster binding; electron-transferring-flavoprotein dehydrogenase activity
Source: RefSeq, a predicted model, not a curated record
AUGGCGUCCAACAGUGCCGUCCUGCCUCUGCUGAGGCGUGAAAUGCAAACAGUUUCGGCCCGCCUGUCACGAGCUUCCCCCUCCGUCACUGCGCUUCCUGCCCCAGGGCGUUCCCCCGCGUCUCUCUUCUCGACCCCCCCUCGCCGGUCUAUCGCCCGCCGGUCCGCCUCAUUUCUCCCACCUAGCCAGACACGAGCCUUCUCUCAAUCGGUAUCACGGAGGUUUACUGACGAGAAUGGGAACUUCGAUCCACGGUCACUAGACCGCGAGUCUGACGAGGUGGAUGUGUGUAUUGUCGGUGGUGGUCCCGCCGGUCUUGCCGCCGCCAUUCGCUUGAAGCAGCUGGCUAACGAUGCCGGCAAUGAGGAAUUUCGCGUGAUUCUGCUGGAGAAGGCCGGCGAGCUGGGCGCUCAUAUCGUAUCGGGCAAUGUGCUUCAACCCACUGCGUUGAACGAGCUCCUGCCGGACUGGCUGUCCGAGGACAACCCUUCGAAAUUCGAGGGGGCCACCCCCGCCAAGGGCGAUAAGAUGCGUUUCUUGACUCAGAACUCCUCCUUCCCUCUCCCCACGCCCCCGCAGAUGCACAAUGAAGGAAACUACAUCAUCAGUUUAAGCGAAUUGACGAAGUGGCUAGGCGAGCGCGCCGAGGAGCUGGGCGUCGAGGUUUACCCCGGAUUCGCAGCCAGUGAGGUCGUAUACAAGCCGGAUGGAUCGGUGAAGGGUGUUGCGACCAACGACCUCGGCCUUGGGCGGGAUGGAAAGCCCAAGGAUACAUUUGAGCGUGGAAUGGAGUUCCACGCCCGCGUCACUCUUCUCGCCGAGGGCUGCCACGGCAGCUUGACCAAGCAGGUGAUCAAGAAAUUUGAUCUGCGCCGGCACAGCCAGCCGCAGACCUAUGGGUUGGGAAUUAAGGAGAUUUGGGAGAUUCAACCUGAGAAGUUCAACUCUGGUGAGAUUACCCACUCGAUGGGUUAUCCUCUUCCUAAGGAUACCUACGGUGGAGGCUGGAUGUAUCAUUUUGGAGACAAUAUGGUGAGCAUUGGUCUGGUGGUGGGAUUGGACUACCCCAACCCCUGGCUUUCGCCGUACGGAGAGUUCCAAAAAUACAAGCAACACCCUAUGAUCAAGAACGUCCUUGAAGGCGGCAAGUGUAUCUCCUACGCUGCUCGUGCGCUCAACGAGGGUGGUUUCCAAUCUAUCCCCAAGUGUGCUUUCCCCGGAGGUGCUUUGAUUGGAGAUACCGCCGGUUUCCUCAACGUUCCCAAGAUCAAGGGUACCCACACCGCGAUGAAGUCGGGUAUGCUGGCUGCCGAGUCCGCGUUUGCGGCUCUGCAAGGUGGGGAGGAUAGCGGCACUGUCUUCCUGUUUGACUAUGAGAAGGCUCUGCGCGAAUCUUCCGUUUGGAAGGAGCUGAAGGAGGUACGCAAUAUCCGCCCUUCGUUCAACACUCCCCUCGGCUUUUUCGGCGGCUUGCUGUACUCUGGACUGGAAGCCUACGUGCUCAAGGGCCGUGUCCCGUGGACUCUCAGCCACCAUGGUACCGACGCCGCUGCGACCAAGCCCGCCUCUUCAUACAGCAAGAUCGAUUACCCCAAGCCGGAUGGCGAAAUCACAUUUGACAUCCUGACUAGCGUGAGCCGCACCGGUACCAACCACGAGGAGGAUCAACCCGUCCACCUGCAGGUGGAGGAUUGGGACAGGCACAAGGAUCUCGCCUGGCCCGCAUACAAGGGUGUGGAAAACCGGUUCUGCCCUGCCGGCGUUUAUGAGUACGUGGAGGACCCUAGCAAACAGCAUGGGGUCCGGUUCCAGAUCAACGCGCAAAACUGUAUCCACUGCAAGACCUGCGACAUUAAGGUGCCCACUCAGGAUAUCAACUGGCAGACCCCUCAAGGUGGCGAGGGACCCAAGUAUAUGCUGACAUGA